This is a messenger RNA of Trichobilharzia szidati, 2067 nucleotides long. The record is from the annotation of a GenBank genome assembly. NCBI's taxonomy places the organism in Eukaryota, Metazoa, Platyhelminthes, Trematoda, Strigeidida, Schistosomatidae.
AUGAUUGAUUUAUUUUUAAUGAUGGGUAUGUUCAAGCUGUUGUGUGUAUUACUCAUCCAUUAUUUAUGGUGUAUAAACUCAUCAAACGAAGAAUUUAUUCAUGAGACAGAUGAACAUAUUUAUUUAAAAAUUCCGCAUGGUAUACCAGUACAAUAUCAAUAUCCAAUGAGAGCUGGUUAUCCCCCGGGUACAUUGGGGACAGAAAUAAGCGCUUUGAUUAUACCACCAGAAAAUAAUGCAAAAAGUGAAUUAAUAUAUUUAUAUACAAAUAUUACUGAAUACAAAGAAUUAAUUUCUACAAAUAAAACCAGAAUAACAGAUUUUCAUUUUAAAUUUUAUGAAAAUUUAGUUAAACUAUAUAAUAAACAGUCGAAUGCAAAGCAGUAUAAUAAAAAAAUUUUCAGUAACUUAGUAUUAAAACCAUCGAAUGCAAGAUUACAAUUUAUGAUGUAUUAUUGCACAGCACGAUUGGAAUUCACUAAAAAUAUAACUGAUGAUAUCGUUAUUAGUUCCGUCAAUUUUCAUCCGAUGAUUGAGUUUACGAAUACUGUUACUGCUGCUCCUGAGACUACCGCUGCUUCUAACGCCACUGCUGCUCCCAGUGUUGUUGCUCCUUCGAAUGCUGUAGUUCCUGCUAAUGCUGCUACUCCUUCUAAUUCUACUGCUCCUUCUAAUGCUACUGUUUCUUCUGAUGAUUCUAUUCCUUCUAAUACUAGUAUAUCUCAUAAUACAACUCUUCAUCUUAAUACCACUGGUCCUCUUAAUAUGACAUCAACUAAAAAAAGACCUAUAUUAAGUAGCCAAUAUGAUAUUCAUCAGUUUUGUCCUAAAGCGUGUGCAUAUCGUGAAGGUUCAGGAUUCAGUGAUGAACACAGAUCUCAACUGAAUCGUUAUAACAAUCUGUGCAAUUUCCCAUCACAUUUUAUGUCAACUUUAUCAAAACGAUGCAGUGAAGAAAAUUACCUUGGAUUAGUCCACCUCCAGAGCUUUAAAUGUGAAUGUUCAACUGGUUUUGUAUGGAAAGAGCAAUUAAAAUCUUGUUAUUUACCAUAUGGAUGGCGUCAGAAAGCUGAAAGGUUGAAGAAUACAGUCAGUAUAAGAAGAAAUGAUCGUUAUGAAUACUUUAAUGAAAAUAAAUGUUCACGUAUUGGAACAAAAUCUAUUCUUCCAAUUGAAGCGAAUACAAAAUACUCUAAACAACAAAAUCGUGAUAAAAUGUAUCAUACUGAAAGGUGUAUUUGCAAAGAUGAAUUCUAUGGAACAUAUUGUGAUAAACGUAAAGAUCCAUGUAAAAUGCCUAUUGGAAAUGUUAUAAUGGGUGAUAUUGCAUGCAGAGUAAACGAUGGUAAUAAGUGUAUACCAAAUAAAGAAUAUGGUAUUUAUACAUGUCAGUGUACAAAAGCAUAUAAAAAACUAGUCAACAAUUCAACCUUGUUACCAAGAGAACGUGUAGCAGACAAUUGUUUAGUACGAAUUGAUCCAUGCUUAAUAAAUCCAUGUAAACACGGUAUUUGUGUGAUGAGCGACUUUGGCUCUAUUGAAGAAGAGAAAGCCAAGCGUAAAGGUGUGACAUUUUCGUGGUUUGGAAAUCAACCAGAUUUGAUAGCCCGUUGUAUAUGUGAUGACGGAUGGAGAGGUGAACGAUGCAGUUUUCCUGUGUCAAAAAAUGUCUGGUCUUUGUGGUCAUCAUGGUCAUUUUGUGAGCCCUCAUGUCAGUCAUCGUUCACAGAAGUUCCUCCAAAUCAUGUUCCAGAAAAUUGGAAAUACGGAGUAGGUACUGGCAGAUGGGGAAUGAGACAACGUAGCCGAUACAGAGAUUGUUUAAGUAAAGCUUCUGACUGCAAUGCAGAAAUAGAUCGUAUGGCUGGUUUCCGCGGAUUUAUCAAUAAAACUGAAGUUACUUGGCGUCAGUAUGAAUACCGGGGAUGUAGACCUCGACCGUGUGAUCGUCACCUCUAUUUGGCUUCGGGAACUCGAGCUGUGCAAAGAUCGCAACUUUCAGGACAAGUGAUUCGCAACCGUAUUGGUUGGUGUUGGGAUUUGUCUAAUUUUAAAGCAAAUUAUUGA